Molecule: messenger RNA, 819 nt
Organism: Hyaloscypha bicolor E
Lineage: Eukaryota; Fungi; Ascomycota; Leotiomycetes; Helotiales; Hyaloscyphaceae
Exons: 2
Coding region: 1-642 (213 amino acids)
Molecular function (GO): protein binding
Source: RefSeq, a predicted model, not a curated record
AUGUCAUGCACAACUUAUGUUUUAUCUCCAGCAUUUGAUGCAUCUUGCCCCGACCUUCAAUCAAAGGAGUCCUCCCUCAAGACCCCAUUCUGGGAGUCCCUUGUAAUCACCCCAAAACUCAAGUACGCCAUCUCCCAAACAUUCCCAGACGGCGGUGUCCCCGAGCCCGCCCUCGCAACUGCAACCGUCAACCAAGACGAUGCCCUCAACCACUCCAAACUCCUGGCGGUGAAAGACGUCCUCACCAAAACCGUCGUACAGAGAAACGAGACACUUGAGCCCACGAACAAACUUCGUUUUACCGCUCUCCAUACCGUAGGAAUGAUCUGCGCUGAACUGGGGCAAUGCGAAGAAGCCGAAACAGUAUAUAACAAGCUUAUCACAGAGAGUGAUAAAGUCUCUGGACCAGACUCGAAGCAAGUUGCAGGCGCGGUCUCAAAUCUUGGGGAGGAGAGCCCGCAGUAUCUUGGGGGUUCCCGGGGGAUGAUCUCUGUUUUGGAGAAGCAGAGGAAGAUUGGGGAGGCGGGGGAGAUAUUGAAGGAGGGGUUAGCGAUUGUGGAGAGGAUGAGUGGGCCGUAUAAGGUUGAGGAGACGGAGGAGAUGCAGAAAGUUGCAGAGAAUUUUAAGGGUUUGAAGGAGUGAGGAGCGGAUUUCUUACUCCAAUUGGCACUGGUUGUCCGAGGAAAUUAGCAGUUUUUUUUUUGUAAAAGUAGGAUUAACUUAUAGCAAAUAUACGGCAUCAUUUGCAUUUCUUUUCUACUUCGGUGUGUUCAUUUCCGACGUUCCUUUCCAAUGCACGAACUGGAGACCAAAAAAUCA